AUGGAUCUCUCGAUUCUUCAAAACUUACACACUUACCUUGGAGGUAAUCCAAUUUUUAACUGCCCAAUUUUGUCACUAGCAUUGUCUUAUACUCUUGGUAGCCUAAUAAUGAUCUAUACUCCUCCACGAUUUUCGUGGCGAGCAUGGCCAUUUUUACUUUUCUUCAUCUAUGGUUGCGUCGCUUUAUACUAUGGAAAAUCAAAUGUCGGUUCCUAUUCACGUUUCACAAGUUAUGUGCUUGCAGGCCACAUAAUGGGCACCAUUAACUAUGGAUUAUUCAGACUAGAGUCGCCGAAUUUUUCUGCCGCAACAUUCAAGCAGAGACUUAAAUGGGCCGCGGAUGCAUAUCUCAACUCAAGACAGAUUGGAACGAAUUCCCAGCCGAGAAACCUGUCGCUAUUCCCAAUGACAAAAUUCGCUCACCUGACGGAUCCAAAUGGAAUAGUCAACAUCCUUCAAAGAAAUUACCAAGCUCGUCUCCAGGUUGGUGAUUAUGGCCCGGAGAAAGAGCAGUUCUUCCGGAGAAUAAGCCAUGUUACCAUACGAGAGAUAGGUAUAAGAAUAUCAUUACCUGUUUUGUGGAUUCUGCCUGAGAUCCUUAGUAUUUCUGCACACCAUUAUUUUAUAUCUGCAGUGGCGGUAUUCAUUGGUGGUGCCAAAGCUAUACCUGGCUGGAACUAUCCUGUUUAUGGAUUAUUGACGGAAGCAUAUACCAUCCGAAGAUAUUGGGGCGUUUUUUGGCAUCAAUUCUUGCGUCGAGAUUUUAUCGCUUGGGCAUCAUUGAUAUCCUUAAAGAUAUUUCGUAUUCCCCAGAAUUCUAGGUUCAACAAAAUCGCCAUGCUGUAUUUGGUGUUCUUCGUCUCUGCAUGUAUGCAUGCCAUGAUAUAUAUUCCAGCAAAAAUGAAACUUCCGAACUGUGGAGUAAGCCACAUAUUUCAAUGGUAUUCCCUAUGUCCUUGUGCAAUUAUUGCUGAAGAUCUUGUUCAGAAAUUGGGGAAGGAAAUUCUAAGACGCUAUGGAUGGAGCAAAGACUCGAGAUGGCAUUAUUGGGUAGGGUAUCUAUGGGUUUGGGGUUUCUUUGCUUGGAGUUUACCCAAAUUUGUCUUUCCAAAGGACGAUUGCGUGCCUUAA
Botrytis byssoidea is the source of this 1131-nucleotide messenger RNA. RefSeq lists its product as uncharacterized. The coding region runs from base 1 to 1131 and encodes 376 amino acids. The record is from RefSeq and is a predicted model, not a curated record. The transcript is spliced from 4 exons. NCBI's taxonomy places the organism in Eukaryota, Fungi, Ascomycota, Leotiomycetes, Helotiales, Sclerotiniaceae.